GGAGGCGGCGGUGGUGGCGCUGGUGGCGGACGCUACUCCGCGCUCAAAGACUUCGACGAGUUUGAGGAUCAUCAGCGCCGCAAGGAUCGCAACAAGCGUCGCGUUAGCUUCAAGCCGCCACAGUUUCCGCACAACAAAAAAGAUAUCAAGUUGCGACUCGACGAUGUGCGUCGCUGGGACGAGGAUGAUGAUAUGAACGAAAUGACCACAGCAGCCAGAGACCGCCCCAGUUCCCGACGUCGCGGCUCACCCAUACCGCGCGGCAGAUUUGGCAAACUGAUGCCCAACAAUUUUGGCUGGUACCAAGUGACGAUUCACAAUGGACAGAUCUACGACAAGGAGACACUUUUGCGUGCCCUAAUGGCUGCCAUGUCACCGCAUAUCUUUAUACCACAAUACUGGCGUUCGGAGCGCAGCAGUGUCAUAUUCUUCACGGACGAUUUUGAGGUGGCCGAGCGUAUCCAACACUUGGGCAGAAAUGCCCAGCUACCGGAUGGAUUCCGCCUAAUGCCGCGCGUGCGCAGUGGGAUACCGCUGGUGGCCAUCGACGAUAACCUCAAGGAGAAGAUGAAGGUGGUAAUGGCCAAGCGCUAUAAUAUACAGACCAAGGCCUUGGAUCUGUCCCGCUUCCACACCGAUCCUGACCUGAAGCACAUCUUCUGUCCGCUCUUUCGUUCGAACGUGAUGAGCACCGCCAUUGACAUUAUAUGCGAGAAUAUACCCGAUCUGGAGGCGCUUAAUCUGAAUGAUAACUGCAUGUCCAGCAUGGAGGCGUAAGGAGUGGAGAAGCGCAUUCCCAAUCUCAAGGUCCUCUAUUUGGGUGAUAAUAAGAUUCCAUCGCUUGCCCACCUGGUGGUGUUCCGCAAUCUGAACAUCCUGGAGUUGGUGUUAAAGAACAAUCCGUGCCGCUCCCGCUACAAGGACAACCAGCACUAUAUCAGUGAAACCCGUCGCAAGUUCCCCAAGCUGCUCAAGUUGGAUGGCGAGACCCUAGGGCCACAGGUUGACUUUGAUCUCACUGAGUCGGGACGCAUGCCCGAGACCAAGGCCUCCUUCCUGUGCGACAAUGCCGGAGCCGAGAUUGUGCGCCAGUUUCUGGACCAGUACUUCCGCAUUUUUGAUUCGGACAACCGUCAGGCGUUGCUGGAUGCCUACCACGAGCAAUCUAUGCUCUCUAUAACAAUGCCUUCGGCCAGUCAGGCGGGCAGACUGAACAACUUCUGGAAGUUCAAUCGCAAUCUGCGCCGCGUGGUGAACAAUGAUCGGGAUGACCACCGCAUCCGUCAGCUGAAGUAUGGCCGUCUGGCCUGCGUGUCCACAUUGGACGAGUGGCCGCGUACGCAGCACGAGCGUCGCACCUUCACCGUUGACCUGACCAUCUUCAAUGCAUCAAUGAUGGUCUUCACCGUGACCGGACUAUUCAAGGAGCUAAGCCGUGAGACUGGCAAUACCAACUACGAUCUCCGCCACUUUGCCCGCACCUUUGUUGUGGUGCCGCAGAACAACGGCUAUUGCAUUCGCAACGAGACCAUUUUCGUGACCAGUGCCACUAAUGAGCAGUCACGCGAGUUUAAACGCUCGCAGCAUCAGCCGGCUGCCGGCGCUAUUGCUUCGACAAGUGCCGCCGCAGCCGCUGCUGCUGCCGCUGCAGCAGGCUCUUCUACAGGAUCAACUCUGCAGGGUCGUCUCAAUCCCGGCAGCGUGGGCAAUGUGGCGACCGUAGCCAUUUUGCCAGGAGCCCCAUUAGGUGCCACCAGUUCGGUGGCCAGUGGUGGAGCUCCUGCAGCGCCGGCAGUAGCACCUGGCCCAGUUGUUCACGACGAGAAUACGAAAAUGCAAAUGAUUCAGGCCAUGUGUGCUCAGAGCCAGAUGAAUGCGGUUUGGAGUCGCAAAUGCCUGGAGGAAACAAAUUGGGACUACAACCAUGCCGCCUUUGUGUUCGAAAAGCUUUUCAAGGACAACCAGAUACCGCCCGAGGCCUUUGUGAAGUAAUUGCAUCAGAUGAAUGCAUAGGAGGAGAGGAGCUACUGCUCCAAAUAAAAGAAUACAGAAAAGAGGAUAGAUAUUAAAAAAUAGAGGGCCAAGUGCCACAUAACAAAAGUUUCACCUUUUGCGCAACAAGAGCCAAGCAGAGCAAGCCAGAGAUUCGUUAAUUUAGUGUUAAUAAUGCUGUACAUGUACACAGGUUUUUGUUUUUUUUUUGUUUAUACUAUUUCUUAUCAUUGUAAUAAAUAAGAUCAUGCGUGUGAGGCCAGUCCGCUUUAUGGUCAUUGCCACACGCAUAAUCUUGCUAACCCAACGGGUUUUGGAUAGGUUUAUUUAUCUCGCCUUAAGUUCUCUCUGGCACUCUUUAGCUUUUAGCAAUUGUUGUAUAAAAGCGAAGAACUAGAAAAUACAUAUAGAUUUAAAACAAAAGUGAAACGAAGGCCUCAAAUCAAGAGUUUAAGUGCCGCAUGCCGUCAGUCAGUCCCCAAUCGGUCACCACACACUUCCUAAUCCUUUCCCCCCUCCCAAGUAGCCUUAAAAAACGUAUUUAAUUAGAAAAAAAACAUGGACAAGCAAUUUCUAUCAAUGAAUGAUAUAUUUAUGUACAUUUUUGACGAUGCUGACGAGGACUCAGAAACCACCAUUACCUUUUGUUUCCUUGAUAGCAAGACUAAGAUAAAACUUACAAUUAAGCAUCAGUCGAUUAAGAGUUUCGGUAUAUAGGAGAUAUAUACAUAACACACUUAUUUUGAAUGUAAGGCCCAUGAAAAAUAAAUAUAUCGGAAGCAAAUGUAAACACA
Drosophila serrata is the source of this 2786-nucleotide messenger RNA. It is a transcript of the gene sbr, whose product is annotated as nuclear RNA export factor small bristles. Gene Ontology annotation, biological process: poly(A)+ mRNA export from nucleus. The record is from RefSeq and is a predicted model, not a curated record. Gene Ontology annotation, cellular component: cytoplasm; nucleus. Lineage: Eukaryota; Metazoa; Arthropoda; Insecta; Diptera; Drosophilidae. Gene Ontology annotation, molecular function: RNA binding; protein binding.